Molecule: messenger RNA, 4691 nt
Organism: Triplophysa rosa
Lineage: Eukaryota; Metazoa; Chordata; Actinopteri; Cypriniformes; Nemacheilidae
Exons: 14
Coding region: 1435-3756 (773 amino acids)
Source: RefSeq, a predicted model, not a curated record
ACAGGCGCGCAAUGAAUCUCGGGACAGCCAAAGCUGUGAAGGAUACAUUUGUUGUAUCCCUAAAAACCUGCGGAAAUAAGGUCGCAUUUUGUGGCUGUAUUUGAAGCAACCUUUGAAUCGGGACAGCCUCACCAGCCUUCAGUCGCGCUGCUGUGACGCAAUCGGUCUUAAAAUGCAGUCUUCAAAGCACGCAGCCCCCGAAUUGGGACACAACCUUUGUGUGUGCUGCUUGUCGACACUGCUACUAGCCUGCUACGACUCCUGAUCCCGCCCCCGGGGUCUUAUGACUAGCUAUUAGCUGCCUCAAUUGUGCCUGUAGUGUCUAUGACUGAAAUAACUGUGAACUGAAAUAAAUGGACUGCAUAACUGCCACACAAGGCAACGAAGAGACAAAAAACAAUCACCUCAUUUAAAAAAAAAAAAACCAAACAAUUUAAGUAUCCUAUGCCUGUUGACUUUUCCCAGAUGUGGCAGAUCAUUUUUGUUAUUUAUAGUCUUGCACUUAGAAAACACAGCAAAACGUGGAGAGCAUGACUAUUAGGUGAGAGGACAGAGGCAAAUAGCGAAUUAACACAGUUAGUUUUAGUGCAAACCAUUAGCCCAAAUGACGCAAAGUAACUACUUGAGCACUAGUUAAAGCCCAAAUUAUGCAAAAUAACUAACUGCGAUAAAAUCAUUUGCUUGGUCUCCCCAGCCCAGUUAAAAAAUCCCAUCUGCGCCCCUGGUUGUUGGCACCUGGAAUCCUUGUUUGAGAGAGCAGAGCUUUCCACAACAAUUGCUUUUGUGCUCAUAAAUUUUAUGAGUAUAAAAAUCUGGGUAUGGGUAUAAAAUCUAUAGAUGAAAGCAAAACAAGAAAAUACAUAAUAAUUUUAGAGCAAACGGAGAAAGACAGUAAACACUCAAAAGUAAGCUUUUUUGUGGCUCUAUUGUGCUGUAAGAUUAAGUGUUCAUCCUGUCCGCAGUUGUAUUUUCUGAUACAUAGAGGACAUGGUGUAUCUUGGCAACAAAAGACGUGUAUGUUCCUAAAGGUAUGAAAACCACAAGAGCUUGUGUGCUCCAAACCGCUGUGCAUGACUUAGUAGCUAUGCAGCUGUGCAUUACACACACACGCACACACGGGUAUUUUAUGUGUUUUUGCAUUUGCAUUUAUGCUUCUAUAACUUUGUGCAUUUGUGUAUGUGCUCUUUAUGUGUUUGUGAAAAACAUUUCACACAAGUGAGAAAAUCCUCAAAUUCAACACAUAAAGUUUCAUUUCUUUCCAUAUUAUGAAUAUUCACCACGCCGUGAUGACGUAUUGAUGAAUACUGAAUAUUCAUUCCCCACGCUUGUCUCUAAAACCUCACAGAGGCACGCUUGCGUUGCACCCACACCACACUAGAGAAAAAUAAACAGUUGUACGUCGAGCUCUUCUGUUUUUGUUUCAGUGGCUCCAUCAUGUGCUCUGCCAGCAGUCAUGCAGGGCGUAACAGCCACCUCUAUAAUGCCAUAAGUUCAUAUCUGCACAACGUAAACAGAGCACAGCCCAUUAUUGGUCUUAACAGCAUAAUGGAGAUGUGGACCUUCAACCAGCCUGCUGUGUACUUUUGUGAUGUCUGCUUUCUCAGAAUUGUGAAGACAGACAUCAGAAACCAUAUCAUGGGCAGCCUUCACAGAUAUAACUACAUUAAGUCUCGUCAUGCACAUGGGUGGAGGUCUUAUACCGAUCUGUCUCUUUUGGCUCGCCCUCUCAUGGAUCUUGCAACAAUUGUAGAGAAGAAAGAGGGAACGGGUGAUGUACAGGUUCUAUGUGUGGAUGAAAUCAUAUACAAAGAGUUGACAUCAUGGCCUGUCCCUGCUGCUUUUAGUAAACUGAACAAGAUUAAGAAUCCUCAAGAUCCUAAUCAACUUCAGUCAAUCAUUCAUGACACCCUGGUUACAGGUGUUCAGGGGCUGCAAGAGUUUGAAAACAGAGACGACAUAACCACAGAAAGUACAGCCCCAACACAGCAUGUAUCUACUUCACCAGUGAUGUCAAAGUGUUCGGUUAUAAGUGAGCCUCGCUCUCAGCUGUCACAUCCAAGACAAACCCCAUUACACCCUAGAACCUCAAGUCCCGUCACACCUUUAUUUCAGUACCAAGACACUGUUCAUCAUGUCGCCAGACCACCAGGACACUGGGGUCCCAUCCCAUGGCAGAAUGAAGCUGGGGGAACUGGAUUCAGCCACCCAUUUGGAGUUGGCUAUUCAGUACACACGGCCCAAACUGCUUAUGCAUACGAAGCCCAGCUGCAAACUUCAUCUUUUAAUGUGAGCCACAUGGUACCAGAGAAAACACAGAAUGUAACCAACAGGCAAGAAUUUUUCAACUAUGAAGGUUUAAUCGCUACUCCUGAGCCUGUCAGCUUUAUUGAGCCCAUCAUAACCCAAAGGCGGGCAUUCGAGUCACCUUUUUUAUUUGAUUUAACUCAAUUGUAUGAUGAGGUUGAGUCUCAGGAACCAGUCAGCACAGACUUUGAUGCACAUGUGGAGACUCAGUCACAUACCUCCGUGGAAAAGAAAAUUCCUCUGCCAUCACGAAACUCAGCCACUCAGACUCGAAACCUUUCUGAUCAAAUUCAGUCCAUUGAGGACUCUCCAGAAACGUACAAUGGGAAAAAGCCUCUUAUCGGUCUGCAGGCUGUUAUUAAGUGCCAGAGUGUGGAUGGAAAUCCACCUCCGUGCUGUUACCUGUGUCAGCUGUGUUCUUUGAAGCUGAAGAAGAAAACGAUUCUCAGUCACUUGACUGGCUGUCAGCAUCAGCGUAACUACAUAAAAGUUCUCCAUCCACAGCUCUUUUCCAAAAUAAAGCAUCAACGCUGCAACAUCAAUGAGAUGCUUGAGGACGUUGCUAUGCAACUAGAACGAGAAGAUGGGAGGGGCCAAAUAAAGGUGAUGAGGUUGUCUUCAUGUCUCAUUAGUGAGGUACUGCACAGGGAUUAUCAAUGGUGUAUGAAGGUGUUGAACUGUGGAGCCAGUUUGGAGCUGUUCAACAAAAUGACAAACAAAACCACAGGUCACAGUCAAGAUCUUAAACGGCCAGCAGAGUCUAUACAGUCCCCUUUAAAUGAAGACAGAGCUCCACUCUCAACCCAUCAGAUGUCCAAAAAAAUGAAGAAUGUUCAUCCGGCAAAUGUCACAUGUACUAAAAGUGUCAAGAACCCUGUGUUUAAGGUAAGCCUGUCACUACAGGAGGGGCCUGUUGUCAUUGAGAGAGACCCGCUGAGGGUUACAGCUACAGUGGCACCUGAGAUUGAGGACCAAAGUCAUAACGCCACAUACACAGACAAUAAUGCGAUGACUUUAGAGAUCAACAGACAGUCUGAAGUUCAAACAUGCAUUCAUGGGUGCCCACUGACAGUGUUCAACCCAGCAGAAAUCUGGAAUACACCGUGGUUUUCUGAUGGAAAUGUGUUCACAGAGGCAAACAUCCCGUCACUCACCUAUACACACACAGAGGUCUCUCGCGUAGAUGGACGUAUGUUUGAGGAUCAGGCCAUGAGCCCCAUGAGCCCUGCUCCGUAUGCAUAUGAAGAGCAAUUUGACCAUUCUCAAGCUAUUCAAGUGGUCGAGCCUUCUCUCAGACGUGAAGACUGUGGUUCACUCGAGAAUAUGGUCUCCGUCACAUAUGAGGAUUGGCCAGUGCAGGAUUUCAAUGACAAUGACUGGAUCUUGCAAAGGCAAAUCGCUGGGGCCGGUGCAAGUGAUCUUCAUGAGUAUACAAGGUACAUGUGGGACUGAUAAGAAUGAGUCGUCCAGUGCUUUACCAACGAAAGCAAAAAUGGGUCUCAAAAGAUCCGCAGAGUAUCCUAUGCUCCGAUUCAUAACUUUCUGAACUGAAUAUGAUUUAGUCGACAGAUACAGAAUUUACAGCUUUGUAGCAUCAGCAACACAUAACAACUAUCACUGAAUUAGUUAGAAACGUCUAUCUAGUUAUAUUAAAAUGGUUUACACUCAGAACACAGACAGCGCAUCUGUUUUGUAUUUAUCCUAAAUGUAAAGUCAUUGAAAUGUUGAAAACAACUGCUUUCAUUUUUAUUCUUUUGGUUAAAAACUAGUUGUCAUUGGUUUAUUGAUUCUUUAUUUUGUUUGUUUGGGAUAACUGGAAACCUGUGUCAAUAGUAAUGAAUCUGUUAUUUUGACAUGAUUACUGUAUGUAAUGAUUCAGAAUCAACAUUACUCUACGGGACUUAACAGGUAAAUAUGCUCCCUGUGUUGCAGGUUUUGUGUAACCAGUGAAUAUAUAUAUAUAUAUACACCUGGUUUUGCUCCUGUUCAGUAACAUUGACUUUGAAUUAGUAUUAAACUUAGAUCUUUUGUUUCUGGUUCUACAAUCUCUUAUGUCACAAGUUAAAAUAAGUUAGAAACAAACAAUGCAGUUUUCCAUGAACAAAUAUGUCAGGGAUUUGGUUUGGAAUCCUGAAAGUAGUAUUAUUUAGGGGGGCAACAGAAGUGUUCUUUGUAAAUGUUCGGAUCUCUGUUUUUAUUUGUCCAACAUUAAAGUCCGUGAUCCCACCAGAGAAGCACAACAUUAUAAUGGUUUUGUUUGUGCAAUUUCUUUUGCUUUAUAAUGCAGAAUUCAGAAUUAUUGUUAUACCAAGGGAAGUUAUUUGAUUCUUUUAUUGGAAAUAAGUUGAAUUAGUUUGGUCAAUUUCUUUAAUAAAAUGUUUGUUCUA